AUGCUCCUCCUCGCCGUCCUCGCGGCGCCCUCAAACGCCGCCUCUCGCCCCCGUCCGCGGCGCGGGGGGGCACUCAUCGACACGCGCAACCGCACCGACUUCUUCAUCAAGCUCCCGACCGACGCGCCGGCCCUCGCCCUCGCGGCGUCUGCCUCGCGCAAACCCGACAAGGCCGCGGAGCUCCUGCUCCACCAAGACGUCCUCGGGGGUGGGGGGGCGCUGUUCGGUGCCUGUCCGGACGUCGCCACCUUCCAUCCGACCUCCUCCUUCCCGUUCAACCUCUCCAAGUUCAGCGGCGCCGCCUCACGCGCCGCCGGCCAGACUACCUUCAAGCCCAUCGGCGCCGCGGCCGACGCCGAGCUCGCCUCCUUUGGCGAGACCACCGGUGCGGCCAACGCUGGCGACGCCUCGCUCGCCGACUCCACCGUCAACUCCGUCGGCGUCACGUGCGGCGGCGCCGGCGCCCCUGCGUGGUGCGCGGAACUGCCGCAGCCGCUCGCCGAGCUCUGCGUCUCCGAGGAUCCGAUCGAGGCCUCGGGCUCCACGAGCAACGAGACGAGCCUCAAGACCGCCACGGCCCACUCCAAGAGCAAGACCGGCGAGACGGACACAAAGAACAAGCCUGUCCCGGGCUUCACGAGCGGAAUCUCCUCUUCCGCGCCUGGCCGCGCCCGGCAGCGCGGUCAGCUUUGGGCCGCCUUGUUCUUGCUGCUCGGAGCGUGCGGCGGCGUGCUGCUCUCGGUGCGGAGGAGCAACUCCGGGCGCCUCGUGCGGUGCCGGACGGGGGCGAGGCGCGGCGCGUGGCUGCUGAUUCUCGCCGCGCUGCUCCCGCUGGCAUGUGCACCAUCAGUCCACACGUCUGGCUCGGGCGAGACUGGCUCUGGGGAGAUUGGCUCUGGGGAGGUUGACUCACCGCCGUCCGCUCCAUCAAUCGACUUCCAGGUCACUGUGGGUGGCGGGAGCUGGCAGGCCGACGUGUCGUGGACCCUGACGUGCAGCGGCGCGUUGAUCGGCAGUGGAGGGGCGCCCUACUCCGGCACCCUGUCCGCGCCACCCGGCGAGUGCACGCUCAACAUGUACGACUCGUACGGCGACGGCUGGACCGACAACCAGUGGGAGGGCGACGUCGAGAUCAUCGAGUCGACCGUGACGGGCUGCUUUGCUGCAUCCGGCGGCGUCGUCUACGCGGAGGACAGCGGUGCGGUCUCGAUAAUCGGCUCGGCCGUGUCGGGCUGCUCUGCUCUCCAGGUGCGCCGCGUAGAGCUAGCCGCCUGCAGUGCCGCACGGCAGCAGGGCGAGGGAUAG
This is a messenger RNA of Emiliania huxleyi CCMP1516, 1305 nucleotides long. RefSeq lists its product as hypothetical. Bases 1 to 1305 code for a protein of 434 amino acids. NCBI's taxonomy places the organism in Eukaryota, Haptophyta, Isochrysidales, Noelaerhabdaceae. The transcript has 4 exons. The record is from RefSeq and is a predicted model, not a curated record.